AUGGAAAAAGAACUCUUCUUUUUACUUAUGUGUCCUGCAGUUAUGUCCAAUGUUACCCUCCUUUCUCCGAGAGAUUUAGUGUCAGAAUAUGUAUCUAACCACAAUCGUCUGGAUCAUCCGGUGCCUAUUUCCAUGUCCAUUCUGAAAGUGUCUGUCAACUUUAAUCUGCUACAUAUUGAAGAUCUGGAUGAGUCAAAACAAAUGUUGACCACUACUGGAUGGUUCUUCUUCACGUGGACUCUCGAAGGAUUGACAUGGGAUGAAAGUAAAUUUCCGAAUAUCACACGAGUCUCAGUCUCAUCAACAGACAUAUGGUUGCCAGAUUUAGUGUUGUCAAACUCUGAUGGCCGUCUUGGGGGCGAACAUCAACCAUGCACUAUUAGCAACAAUGGAACUGUGGAGUGGUACGCCAUAGAUCGCCGCUCAACGUCUUGCACUGUGGAUGUCACAGGCUUCCCGUUUGACAAACAACGCUGUUCCUUAGAGCUGACACAAUGGGUUACACUCACCUCAGAGAUAGACUACGUAUUUCACGAUGUACCAAUAUCCUUUACCUCACUUAAAGAAAAUGGGGAGUGGGAGGUCUUGGGUUCGUUUGUAAAGGAAUAUUACGAAUAUGAGGGUCUGUAUCAGAUCCUGGAGUUGGGACUUAUACUUGGUCGGCGUCGAACUUUCUACAUGCUUACUGCUGUUUUGCCUGUUUGCAUCCUAUCCUGUCUCAAUCUAAUGGUGUUCCGCAUGCCCCCGGAGUCAGGAGAGAAGAUGAGCCUGUGUGUGUCUGUGUUUUUGGCCUAUGCAGUGUACCUGACAUCCAUCAACUCCUUCUUACCCUCUGUGUCCGACCAAGUGGCUCUCUACAGCGUUUAUCUGAACUGCAUGUUUGUCCUCAAGGCGCUGACUGUUGUGGCGUCAGUCUUUGUCCUACACCUUCACUCAGCACUGCCGAAGUCGACAAUAAGAAAACAGCUGACAAAGCAUCUUUCUGUCAAUCCAAAGAAAGCUACAACCGGUGCCUUUUCAACUGGUAAUCCCGAUGAAGCUAAUGACCCGAAUGAUGCAUCUGUGAAACCUAACAUGAAGGCCGUGGACGUCAAACAGGUGCUGGAACAAGAACAGUGGUUUGAUAUUGUCAAAAAGGUGGACUUUCUGUUCUUUUGUGUUUUCUUAAUGUUGUUCAUUUUGUCAACAUGUGGAUUUUUCUGCGCAAUUGCAUUCAGACAAGAGUGA
Haliotis rubra (blacklip abalone) is the source of this 1227-nucleotide messenger RNA. Its product is annotated as neuronal acetylcholine receptor subunit alpha-5-like. Gene Ontology annotation, biological process: monoatomic ion transmembrane transport; regulation of membrane potential; chemical synaptic transmission. The record is from RefSeq and is a predicted model, not a curated record. Bases 1 to 1227 code for a protein of 408 amino acids. Gene Ontology annotation, cellular component: synapse; neuron projection; membrane. The transcript has a single exon. NCBI's taxonomy places the organism in Eukaryota, Metazoa, Mollusca, Gastropoda, Lepetellida, Haliotidae. Gene Ontology annotation, molecular function: extracellular ligand-gated monoatomic ion channel activity; transmembrane signaling receptor activity; neurotransmitter receptor activity.